UAGUUGACUGCCAGAGCCAAAGCGGAACGGUGGUGGCGUAGCGUUGAAUUCUCCGGUUGUCAAUCGUUAUUGUUGCGUGUAGAGAGGGAGCUCCGAACGUGACAGAUUCCGAUUUUGAACACGGAAAAUCGUGGCAAUUAUAGAUCAACACACACGGCGGCAAGAGUGCGGACUACUCGAAUGACAGUUGACAGUUUUUCCUCUCGGUCGGAAAAGGUGCACAAUUAGUACUUUCGACGGUUGCAUGCGGUGAUAGAAGAUGGAUGGUUGUUUCAGUUUCUAGUUUUCUGUUGUUUUUUGUUGCUAGUUUUUCAAUGGAGUGCGGUUAGUUUUCUGUGAUCUUUUGUGGUAAUUGAGCAGCUGAAAACGAGCAUAUAGUGAUUGACCUAGCUAUUAGUGAAAGUUUGAAGUAUUUUGUUGCUGUUAUUGUAAAUCAUUUUUCCGGAAACGAAAUACAUGGUCAAUACAUGUUAGAGCAAUGAUUACAAGAGUGAAAUAGUGGAAUUAUGUCUAGUUGGUGCUCAAAAUAAAUUCGACGAGAUAAGAAAACCUUUCUGGAAAGUCUAACUCUUCGAACUGGUGCAUUUGUUGUUUUUUGAGGCCGAUUCCAUCGCUAUUUUGGCAUCAUUAGUCCAACAUGUGUCAGCCAGACCUCAAUUAGCUGAAUCAAUACCGAUACUCAUGGAAGAAGCUGGUCACUCAUCUUGGAGGAUAUAAAAGGAACCUACAAAGAGAGCUGGGCUCUCUUAUUGCUGGAACGAUAGUAGAAACCAGCAUGCUGCGCGCGCGCCAAAUGGCUGAGUAGACCAGCCAACAUCAGCCUUCUUCCAACCUGACCACGCUACGCCAUACCAUGGAGAGGACCGCCAGACACCAGAGCUCAGCCCAAAUCAGCCAACCCGGAGACACUACACCAUUCUACAUACAUAAAUACACAUACACAUACACUGAAUAAAUAUCGCACCCACCCCACGCGACACUGGCCCACAUCAAUCGGCAUCAAAACAAGGGAGAAUAUAGGUCGCUCAAGAAGCUCAGCAGCACAAAAGCCCACCCUCACCGUGUACCUCAGAACGCACAAAAGUGGCUGUUUUGCAUAAGUGCACGCCCGAUGGUGAUGAUAGUCAGUCAACCUUAAGCUGUAACUUCGUUACCCCGAUUAUUGUUCAGAAUGGAAAUGAUUAAGAAGGAGAAUAUACAAAUCAGUGAUAAUGGUGGACCAACGGAAGUUACCACAGGCCCACCGGCAGCGACAACAGCAGCCACCCCGGCACUAACACAAGCGACGACGGCUGCGAUGGCGACAAUCGAGGUGCGAGACGAAAAAUCCCAAAAUGAGAAAUCAGUUCACUCUGAGGCACAGCCGUCAAAGCAGCCGUCGAACACGGGAUUGCGCGCGUUGUUCCGCAAGUCCAACACUUGUGGCAGUUUGUACGUGAAGUGUAGCUGUAGUAAUAGUGAUCCCGUGUGGUCACACGCCCUCACAUCCGAGGGGGUGCAUACGGGCAGCGGUGGUGGUUCGCUACAAGGCAGACACAGUCACGCUCACAGUAGGCCCAUUUCGACUUCGGAGAAGGAUUUUCGCCGAAUCAAGGUUCUGCACGCCUUCUCGCAUCCCGAUACGACCACCGUUUUCACCGAUGAAAAUAAAUACGCGAACAAUUUCGGUAACUCGCCAACGCGAGCGCUAAUUACAUCCGCACAAGCCGGUCAGUUCGAGCUACUCCAUUCGACACAUUCCAAGAGGCUGUCGAGUCCGACCAUCCAUCCCGAUUACGCGUUUCAUCCGGAGUUCGUGCUGCAGAAACUUGCACUCAGUCGUAACGGACAGCUUCAGGAUAAAAAAUCCUCUUCGAUUAACAUACCCCGAAAACCAAUUUUGAAGAAGAGUUCCAAGAGUUAUCCAGGAUUAUCCCCUUCCGACAAUAGUGUUGAAUUGAUUUUAAGAUCUUUCGCGCGAACACAUUUUCCCUCCUCGAGCGUGGACGAAGUUACCGAAGAGGAAAGUGUACCAAAUUUGCAAGUAUCAGAAUCCGACGAUAACGACAGUGGCGGAGACUCGUUAAUAUCGUUCUCCGCGAAACCGGAUCCAACCGGAGAUCCCUCGAGUGAGUUCGAACCCGAGCAUGCCUGCGUCAUAAAUGGUGAUGAAUCGUCAAUUAAUAACGGCCAGGACGCGCUUCUAGCGAGAACUUACGAAGGCACAUCUUGCGGGAGUGUAAUUCAGUCAGAGCGAAGCAAGCGAAGUGAUCCAAUCCCGAUCAACAGAGCAAUCGUUGACAGCUCUGAUCAUCUGAGUGAUAGUGUUUGUGAUAGUAGUCCGAGUGUUAAAGUUAUCGGUGGAGAGACUGUUUCGCGAGGUCCGAUCGCACCGAAGCUAGACAUUUCGGCGCAGGAAUUUUUCAUACAGUCAGGAAUCCUUGGACCAAUGGGCAAUGGAUCGUCGAUGCUCAUGCGAAAGACCUCCAAGAUCGUUCCGAACUUGGACGCACCGGUCAAAGAGAGGAUUCGCAAAAACUCCAAACUGCUGUACGGCAAGCGGACCGUUCUGACCGAUGGCCGGCGCAAAUCCAUCCCCCCGGCGAGCAACUGUGAUAGCUUCCAGUCGUACGGCAGCACACCAACACUGGCCGGCAGCGAGCCGGGUAGCAAAACCAUCGAGGAUGAAAUCAAGGUCCUGCGGCAGCUUCUCAUCGCGCGGGACGAAGAAAUCAGCAAGCUGAAGCGCGAAAUCGACAAGUUAAAGAGUGUGCUCCAGCAAACGACGGUUACCAGCAUGAACCGCUCGCCACCGGGCGGUUCUACGCAGACGCCGAAUUCCAAAGUACCCCGUGUGCUGGAAGGCGACCUGCUGUCCAGUAUUCAGACCAACUAUGUGAUGGCCGGACAGCAGCUGCCAAUGUCCGAGCUGUACGGCAUCUCGGGGAAGGGAUUCAAACUGGCGCACAAUAGCAACGGCACCACCAGCAACGGUUCCUUCAACAACAAGGGAGCUACCCUGAUGGCCAUGAAGAAGCAGGGCGUCUCGGGUGAGAGCUGCGAACUGAUGGGUAGCCACUCGGACAUUAAAAUUCCAAAGUACGACAAAGAUUAUAGCUCGAAACAGCUCAUCAAGGACGCGAUUUUGGAGAAUGACUUCUUCAAGAACAUUGACUCGCUGCAAAUACGCGAAAUUGUCGACUCGAUGUACAGUCGCGAGUUCCGCAGCGGUGAGUAUGUGAUUCACGAGGGACAGGCUGGGUCGCAUCUGUACGUUUCGGCCGUCGGUGAGUUUGAGGUGUUGAAAGACGGUAAAUCGCUCGGAUUCAUGGGCUCUGGGAAGGCAUUCGGGGAGCUGGCCAUCCUGUACAACUGCACCCGGACGGCAUCCAUCAGAGCUCUGAACGAUUCCCGGGUGUGGGUUUUGGAUCGGCGAGUAUUCCAGCAAAUAAUGAUGCGCACCGGUAUGCAGCGGAUAGAGGAAAACGUCAACUUCCUCCGGUCAGUUCCUCUGCUGAAGAAUCUGAGUAAUGACGUACUUACCAAGAUUGCUGACGUGCUGGAAGUGGAAUUUUACCCAGUUGGAGCGUACAUCAUCCGCCAGGGAGAGGCCGGCGACACAUUUUUCCUAAUCAGCCAAGGCACCGUGAAAGUCACCCAACGCUUCCCAGGUCGUUCCGCCGAAGAGGAGAUAAGAAUUCUUGGCCGGGGAGAAUACUUCGGCGAGAAGGCGCUCAUUAAGGAAGACAAACGAACGGCGAAUAUAAUUGCUAUGUCACCGGGAGUGGAGUGCCUCACACUUGACCGGGAGUCCUUCACGAAACACAUCGGGGACCUGUGCGAGCUGCACCAGAAGGAUUAUGGCGAUGAGGAGCGCGUGUCGGCGUUCCGCAGCUUGGCAAAUAAACCGCCGGCUGCGUUGGAUGCUGCGAAGCAGGGUAUGUGUUUUUUUUUGUUUUGUUUGCGUUAUCCUAUUUCUAUUCGUUCGAUUAUAGAACUUAUGGACGUGGAAUUCUCGCAACUGGAGACUGUUGGAACCCUCGGGGUGGGCGGAUUCGGCCGGGUGGAGUUAGUCAAGUUGGAGCGCAAUGGCGUUGUGCAGGUGUAUGCUCUCAAGUGCAUGAAGAAGAAACAUAUUGUGGAUACUCGGCAACAGGAGCACGUGUAUAGCGAGCGGAAGAUUAUGCUCGCGUGUCUCAGCCCUUUCAUCUGUCGGUUGUACCGAACGUACCGAGACGAUAAGUAUGUGUAUAUGCUGCUGGAAGCCUGUAUGGGGGGCGAGGUUUGGACGAUACUCAGGGAUAGGACACAUUUUGACGAUGGGACGGCUAAAUUCAUCGUGGGAUGUGUUUUGAAGGCAUUUGAGUUCCUACACGCGAGAGGUAUCGUCUACAGAGAUCUGAAGCCGGAGAAUUUACUGCUUGACUCCAAGGGCUAUGUGAAAUUGGUCGACUUCGGAUUCGCCAAAUUUAUUGGUUACAGUAGUAAAACUUGGACUUUCUGUGGCACGCCCGAGUAUGUGGCGCCAGAAAUUGUUUUGAAUCGAGGUCAUGACCGAUCCGUAGACUAUUGGGCGCUUGGCGUGUUAAUCCACGAGUUGCUGACUGGCAUCCCCCCAUUCGCAGCGGCAGACCCCAUGAAAACGUACAACAUCAUACUGAAGGGUAUCGACAUGGUGAACUUCCCGAAGCACAUGUCCCGCUCGGCAGUCAGCCUGAUCAAGCGGCUCUGUCGUGAUAUUCCCUCGGAACGGCUAGGGUACCAGAGGGGCGGAGUUCAGGAUAUUAAGAAGCACAAAUGGUUUCAGGGCUUCGAUUGGGAGGGUCUAGCCAACUUAACGCUCAAAUCACCAUUGCAGCCAAAGCUAAAGGGGCCCCUUGAUAUGUCAAACUUUGACGUGUUUCCUCCCGACACCAGUGUCCCACGGGAUGAAACAUCUGGCUGGGAUGCGGAUUUCUAGUGUAACUAGCAACAACAACAACCAACAAAAAACUCUAGCUUGUAGAAACCCUUCUAGUGAUACAUCGAUUGUAAGCAAUAGAUUCAGAAACAAACAAAAUACAAGCGAUUGUGGUAAGUAAAACGAAGAGCUUUACGUUUCUGGUAGGUAGUAGAGUAUUUCCGGUUUAACGCUUUAUAUCUCAUGUUUUUGUAGUUGUUAAAUUUGAAAACCCAAUAAAUAAAUGAAAGAGGUAUGCAUUUUAUGAGAAAUACA
Messenger RNA from Toxorhynchites rutilus septentrionalis, 5194 nucleotides. It is a transcript of the gene Pkg21D, whose product is annotated as cGMP-dependent protein kinase, isozyme 1. The record is from RefSeq and is a predicted model, not a curated record. Gene Ontology annotation, molecular function: cGMP-dependent protein kinase activity; ATP binding. The coding region runs from base 1172 to 4939 and encodes 1255 amino acids. Gene Ontology annotation, biological process: protein phosphorylation. NCBI's taxonomy places the organism in Eukaryota, Metazoa, Arthropoda, Insecta, Diptera, Culicidae. The transcript has 12 exons.